UCAUAAUGUGGCCUUAAAUCUAUCAUUGAUUCUCAUCUCUCUCUCUCUCUCUCUCUCUCUCCAAAAAUUUCAUGGCAGUAGCUGCGAACUAUCUCCUGACGCAUUUAAAGUGCCAUCACCAAGCCUCUCACUCCCCUUUGCUGGGAUUAAUCGGCAAUAAUGGUUGGGUUUUAUCUCUCUCUACUGGUGGCUCAUGGAUGAAGCCUCAAAGAGUCGCUAGUAAUGCACCACCCAUAGCAUCUGUUAAGCCACCACGAGCCUCAAAUGAGAAAACCAACAUUGUUUCAGCGGACAAUGAUGAUGGUAAUGAUGGGGUUUCUCUUGGAACAAUGAAGCUGCCUUCUAAUAUCGACGUUGAUCGGUUCGAGAUUUUGCUCUUCCAGUGGGCAAAUAGUCUUUGCCAAGGUGCGAAUUUGCCGCUUCCGGUCCCUCUUAAGGUGGAUAAAGUACAAGGAGGAGUGAGACUGGGAUUCAUAAAGGUUGACGACGGGAAGACGGAAGUGCAAGUCUACAUCGACUGCUUAGUCUUUCCAGCAACCGAAAGCUCGGGGCCAAUCUUCCAAGCUGUUAGGAAGGGGCCAUUGAAAGAUCAGGUCCCUCCAGGGGAGCCAAGGAUUAUGAGGAGCCUCCUCCAAGCUCUCCAAACGUCGGUUGAGAUUGCCAAAGUUUAGAGAUAUAUAUAUAUAGGAAGGCCUCUCAAUUAAUUUGUAUAAUAAAGAUUGUUUAAUUUCUGUCUACAAUGUCACUAUGAAUCUUUAUUCUUGCUAUAAUAAUUAACAUGAAAAUGGGUUUUCAUUUCAACUAA
Molecule: messenger RNA, 805 nt
Organism: Ananas comosus (pineapple)
Lineage: Eukaryota; Viridiplantae; Streptophyta; Magnoliopsida; Poales; Bromeliaceae
Exons: 3
Coding region: 72-671 (199 amino acids)
Cellular component (GO): chloroplast thylakoid membrane; chloroplast stroma
Source: RefSeq, a predicted model, not a curated record